Prunus armeniaca (apricot) is the source of this 444-nucleotide messenger RNA. Lineage: Eukaryota; Viridiplantae; Streptophyta; Magnoliopsida; Rosales; Rosaceae. The record is from the annotation of a GenBank genome assembly.
AUGGGUGGAAUUCCAAACUUGGGACUAUUAAUGCUUCUGAUGAAUGAUGGCAUAACAAAAUUGAGAAAGGGUAUAAGUCCUGAUAUGGAAGAGAAGUUUGACAGAAUGUUCAUGAACACCACCGCCACUGGUGACCAUGCUUGGGCACCUUCAUCUGGUGUACUUCCGACUCAUGAUUCAUUCGAAUGUGAUGGUAUUCUACUCGAUAGUGGUGAUGAUUCUGAUGAUCUCGUAUACGUACUAGAUGAAACAAUUCAAGUUACUGGAAAAUUUUGUGGGAAGGGGAAAAAGAGAACAAAUCAACAACUUGAUACACACACUACUACAAAAAAGGAAAAACACGACGGGAAUUCACCGUCGUGUAUUCUGUUUUCAAAUGGUCGUGGAAUCCACCGACAUCUUUUCCAUAACCAAACCACGACGGUGAAUAACCGUCGUUGUUAA